Messenger RNA from Zasmidium cellare ATCC 36951, 807 nucleotides. RefSeq lists its product as uncharacterized. Bases 1 to 807 code for a protein of 268 amino acids. Lineage: Eukaryota; Fungi; Ascomycota; Dothideomycetes; Mycosphaerellales; Mycosphaerellaceae. The transcript has 4 exons. The record is from RefSeq and is a predicted model, not a curated record.
AUGUCUGAGAAGCGACCCGAUUCAUUGAUUGCCAACAAGGGCUUGGAGUUGUUGACGUUUGGCACCCCGAACGGCCACAAAGCGAGCAUUAUCCUCGAAGAGCUGAAAGAGGCUUACGGAAAGCCAGACUAUGUUUGGCAAUCGAUCCACAUCGGCCAGAACAUCCAAAAAGAGCCGUGGUUCACUGAGAAGGGACCCAAUGGACGUAUCCCCGUCCUCGUAGACCAUGAUAACGGUGGACUUGGUAUCAUGGAGGGUGCCGCAAUCCUCUCGUACUUGACACGACACUUCGACCCUGAGCACAAGUUGUCCUUCACGCAGGACCCAGAGCUUUCGCUUUGCGAACAAUGGGUUGCAUGGCAACAUGGCGGUCUUGGUCCGAUGCAGGGGCAGGCCAACCACUUCUAUCGACUCGCUAAAGAACGCAUCCCUUACCCCACCCAGCGCUACGUCGGAGAGACCGAACGUCUGUACGGUGUACUCGAUAUUCGCCUCAAGGGUCGUGACUACCUUGUUGGAGAUAAGUACUCCAUCGCUGACAUCGCCAACUUUUCGUGGGUGAACGUGGGAUACUUUGCAGGUGUAGACCUCGAGCAAUUCCCCAACCUUUACAAAUGGUGGGAACGCAUCAACGCCAGACCUGCUGUAAAGAGAGGCGUUGCGAUCCCCAACGAGCCCACGAUCACCAACGAGCCGUACAAGAGGAGGAUAAAGGAAGAGCCGGAGUUCAAGCAAAAGGAAGAUGAGCUUGCCGAGCUUCUCAAGAAGGCGAAGGAGCAAUAUGAUUACAAGUUCUCGGCACCAUGA